AUGGAAAAUAAUAAUAAUGAACCUGCAGAAACAGUCCAAGAAAAAGGACCAAAACUAAAAAAUGACAUUGAUUUAAAUGACCAAUUUAAAGAUGAAAAAGAAAAAAAAGAGGAAAUAUCAAGUUCCUCAAUUGAAAAUAAAAAUAAUAAUAAUAAUAACACUUCCACCAAUAAUGUAAUACCAAAUGAAAGUAAUAAUAACAUUUCUAACAACAAUGUAAUAUCAAAUGAAAAUAAUAAUACCAAUAAUAAUACCGAUAAUAAUACCGAUAAUAAUAAUAAUAAUAAUAAUAAUAAUAAUAAUAAUAAUGAACCUGUAACAUCAUUUACUGUUAAUAAUAAAAGUUUAAUUGAAAAAGAACCAACAUUAUUUGAAUUUAAUCAAGAACAACAAAUUAAAUAUAAAAAUAAAAGUAUUAAUAGUUUAAUAAUAAAAAGAUCUGGUAUAGUAAUUAAAAUCAGUCAAAAGAAAUCAACUAUAAUAUAUCAAGAUUCAAUAAUUGCUUGUUCAGAAUUACCCGAUAAUUUUGAUACAGCAACGACAACAACCACCACAACAACAACACUACCAAUAAAAGUAACAUUAUUUACAUGUGUAUUAAAGAAAAAGCAAUUAACAAUUGAUAAAGAACAAAGAAAAAGAAAAUCUUAUACUUUUCAAUUUAAAAGCAAUCAAGAUUCUUUAAAUUUUUAUUCAAAUAUUCAAUCAACAUUUUUAAAUUCAUUACCAAGAGGUAAUCCAAAGAAUAGAAAGAUUAGAAUUUUAAUUAAUCCAAAAUCAGGUAAAAAGGAAAGUCAUAAUAUUUUUAAAGAGGUUGAACAAUUAUUUAAAGAUUCAGGUAUAAAAAUGAAAUUAACUGUUACUAUGGAACCAGAACAUGCGAAAAAGAUUGGAUUCAAAUCGAAUAUUUACAAGUAUGAUACCGUUGUAUUUAUAUCUGGUGAUGGUUUAUUACAUGAAUUUAUAAAUGGAUUAUUAUCACGUGAGGAUUAUGAAGAUGCUAAAAAGAUACCACUUGCAUUAAUACCAGCUGGUACUGGUAAUGGUUUAGCCAAUUCAAUUGGUUUACAAGAUCCAAUGUCUGCUGCUUUAGCUAUUUUACGUGGUUUCACUAAACCUUUAGAUGUUUGUAUUGUACAACAACCAACUGUAACAACAAUUCCUGUCGUUGAUAAUAAUACAGUAACAACAACAACUACUACUACUUCUCCAACUAGUGCUUCUCCAACUAUUACAUCAGCAAAUAAUAAUAAUAAUAAUAAUAAUAAUAAUAAUAAUAAUAAUAAUAAUAAUAAUAAUAAUAAUAAUAAUAAUAAUAAUAGUAAUAUUACAAAAUGGUGUUCAAUUUUAUCAUUAACAUGGGGACUAGUUUCAGAUGUUGAUAUUGAAUCAGAAAAGUAUAGAUCGUUAGGUGAUUUACGUUUAAUUAUAGGUGCAGCAGUACGUAUUUUAAAUCUACGUAUUUAUAGAGGAAAAGUUUAUUUUUUACCAGCUAUUCCUUUGGAUAAAUCUCAAAUGCAAUCAAUUCCAAAAUGUUCAUUCGAUUGUAAUAUUUGUGAUAGUUCAAAUUCUGUUAAAGUUAUUGAAGAUUUAGUUUGUAAUGAUAAUGAUAAUAAUAAUAAAAACAAAAAUGAAGAACAAAAUGAAAUAAAUUCAACUACAAGUAAUAAUAAUAAUAAUAAUAAUACUACAACUACAUCAACAUCAUCAUCAACAUCGACAUCGACAUCAACAUCAUCAUUAACAGCAACAACAACAACAGCAAAAUCAACAAAUUCAUUAUCGUCAUCACCAAGAAGUGAUAUUAAUAUGAGUUCAAAUUCAAUUUCAAAAUCAUUAGAUAUUGGUACAAUACCUUCAUGCAAAGUAACACACAAUUCAAAUCUUUUGAAUGAAUCAAGUGAUUCAUUACUUUCAAAAGGUUGGAAAUGUAUUGAAGGUGAAUUCAUUGGUGUUGUCGCAAGUACAGUUUCACAUUUAGCAUCAGAUUUUAUAUCAUCCCCAAAUGCUCAUUUAUCAGAUGGUUUAAUUGAUUUAAUUUUCAUUAAUAAUCGUUCGAAAUUAAGUAAAGCAAGUUUAUUAUCAAUUUUAACAGAUUCUGCAACUGGUGAUCAUUUAAAAUCUGAUCUAAUCGAACAUCAUAAAGUAAAAGCUCUCAUCUUGGAACCUUCAAUUCAAAAACAUGGUAUUGUUGCAAUUGAUGGUGAAAGAAUACCAUAUGCUAAAACUUCUAUGGAAAAUAUUAGAGGUUGUUUAAAUUUAAUUUGUAGAUCUUAUCAUUAA
This is a messenger RNA of Dictyostelium discoideum AX4, 2283 nucleotides long. It is a transcript of the gene sgkB, whose product is annotated as sphingosine kinase. The record is from RefSeq and is a predicted model, not a curated record. Gene Ontology annotation, molecular function: kinase activity; sphingosine kinase activity. The coding region runs from base 1 to 2283 and encodes 760 amino acids. NCBI's taxonomy places the organism in Eukaryota, Evosea, Eumycetozoa, Dictyosteliales, Dictyosteliaceae. The transcript has 2 exons.